GCCCUUAGAUACUGUCAGUGUCAAGGCCAUGUCUAUAAAUACUCUCAGACGCCCGCUCUCUCCUUUUCAUCUACGUCACUUUAGGUCAGCGUAAGCAGCGCAAGCAAAAUUAGACUUUACGUGCAGGUGUUUUAAAGCGACUCGGUUCCAUUAUCCUGUAAGCUCUCUCCUUUUCAUCUUGGUCAAGGUCAGGGUAAGCAGUGCAAACAAAAUGAGACUCUACGUACAAGCGACUCGGCUCCAUUGUCCCGUGAGCCUCAAGGUCAUAAGCAGUGCAAGCAAAAUGCGACUCUACGUGCAGGUGCUUUAAAGUUCAGUUCCAUUGUCCCGUGAGCCUCGCGUCAAGUCGGGCUUCAAGCCGCCGCCGCUGAAGGAGCGCGAGCGCUGGUCGCAGCUGUUCCACGCCUUCCUCAAGCUGGCGCUCACCAAGAACCCCAAGAAGCGGCCCACAGCCGACAAGCUGCUGCAGCACGCGUUCUUCCAGCAAGACAUGAGUAAACGGCUGGCCAUCGAGUUACUAAACAAGUACUCCAACCCUUCCAGCUGCAGCUCCACCGAGAUCGACGAUGAUGGGGCGGUGUCCAACGUGCCGCAACGCAUCGCAUCGCGUCACACGGGCCGCGGCCGUCGUGUGUUAGCCGACCAAGCGGCGGCGCGGCCCACGACGCGUCCGCGCAGCUUGCUGCCAGAGAGAGACGUGUCUGGAGACGCACCCGCUGUGGCUAGGACUGCCAGGCUGCCUGAUGAGAGUCGCGUGAGCUCCCGGUACGACGACUCGCCGAUCAUAGACCUGGACGCGGAAGACGACCUGGCCCGCCAGAAUCUGUUCCCGGGACUACCUGCCCGGACCACAAAUGUGGGAGACACCGUUAAACGAAACGUGUACCAUAGACAAUCGAGCGAAGACUGGAGCGUGGCGUCCCUAAUGAGUUGUCCCAAGCACAACCCACUGCAGGACCUCGCAACAGACACGAUGCCAUCUAGCGAGAACAAGUGGUGUCGGGUGAUCACUGGGGAUGAUAUUAUGAGAAUGUCUCUGAGGUAUUUUAUUUGGAAACUUUAAGUUGACAAAUUCAAAAUUUUUUCAACGAUUUGAGUUAA
Messenger RNA from Ostrinia furnacalis (Asian corn borer), 1101 nucleotides. RefSeq lists its product as uncharacterized. Bases 491 to 1063 code for a protein of 190 amino acids. The transcript has 6 exons. The record is from RefSeq and is a predicted model, not a curated record. NCBI's taxonomy places the organism in Eukaryota, Metazoa, Arthropoda, Insecta, Lepidoptera, Crambidae.